Fusarium vanettenii 77-13-4 is the source of this 1185-nucleotide messenger RNA. RefSeq lists its product as uncharacterized. The coding region runs from base 1 to 1185 and encodes 394 amino acids. NCBI's taxonomy places the organism in Eukaryota, Fungi, Ascomycota, Sordariomycetes, Hypocreales, Nectriaceae. The record is from RefSeq and is a predicted model, not a curated record. Gene Ontology annotation, molecular function: protein binding. The transcript is spliced from 3 exons.
AUGGGAAUAAUGGACAACCUGAACCUUGUUUCCUCAAAGGUCUCGCUGACUUUGGACCUCCCACCCAGCUGUAUUCAGUUCUGCCCCGCGCAUCCAGAGUUCUUUGUCGCUCAAGAGGAAGAUGAUGAGUCUGUAGCUGCAGCCAAGACUCCUCAGAGUCGGAAUGGCAGUUUGCUCGUUUUUAAGCUAAAUGGUACGGAGCUUGACCUAGUUCAAACCGUCUCACAACCAUCGGCCAUAUUGGAUCUUCGAUUUCACCCUUCUAAAGAAUCUGGGAAUAUCUUAGCCGUGGUAUCAAGCACAGGGACACUUGCAGUCUUCAAGUUGGACCCCACUCAGAAUGCUUCAUUGCCUCUGGAACACAUUGCGACCAGCCGAUGUGACGACAUUGGAGAGGAUGUCUUGUUCCUGCAAUGCAACUGGCAUCCUGUCAUACCGAGAUUGAUAGGAGUCACUACCUCUACUAGUUCUGCGAGAUUAUUACGUCUGGACGACAAGUUUUGCACCACUGAGCAGUAUACCGACCUGAAUAUCCCCAACUCUCUUGAGGCGUGGUGCAUCGCCUUUUCUCCAGGGACAGCCGAGUCGGAUCACGAAAAGGCCCAGGUGACGGCAUACUGUGGCGGAGAUGACUCCAUGCUUCGCUAUACAUCAUGCAUCUGGGACACAAAGGACCCGGAUUCACCUUGCGAGGAGCCUUAUCUUCCCAUGACGAUCAAAGGAACUCAUACUGCAGGCGUCACAGCGAUCCUACCGCUUCCCCUGUUUGUGAAAGACCAUGGAAGAGUGGUUGUGACGGGAAGUUAUGACGACCACUUGCGCGUCUCCAUCAUCCACGAUCUUCACGAUACCUUUGGAAUGAAGAGAGUUGAGCUAGUGCUGGAGGAGAACCUUGGAGGUGGAGUCUGGCGACUUGACUUGGUGAGUAUCAAAGAAGGCCCAGGAUCUAUCAAAGUGCGGAUCCUCGCAUCAUGCAUGCACGCCGGUGCCAGAUUGAUAGAUCUGGAGGUCAAAGAAGAGAAGGACUGGACUUGCACUGUGCUUGCAAGAUUUCAAGAGCACAAGAGCAUGAACUAUGGGAGCGACUUUGUGCGGGAGGAGGGCGCUAGUGAUGGGCUGCGGUGCGUGUCAACCAGCUUCUAUGACAAGUUGCUUUGUCUAUGGGAAUAUGUGCCGCAGUCAUGA